AUGGGCGUGCCUUAUCCUGGAGCCACAUGGAUUGAUGGCGCGAACUGGGCGGGCUAUCUUACGACGCAAUACAACCGAAGCAAGUUAUUGACGUUUGACUAUGCGAUUGGAGGAAACACAGUACAAGGGGUGAGAAACCAAAUCAUGGGUGAUUUUCUUUCGACCAGAGGCGCCGGCCAUAAACCACACUAUGCGCCCUGGACAGCCUCUGAUUCUCUAUUUGCAUGCUUCGUUGGCAUAAAUGACCUUAAUACACACGCCCCCAUUAACCCAACUAUCAACGAACUCUUCGAUCUUUAUGAAACUUUGUACCGCGUUGGUGCCCGAAACUUCCUGUUCGUCAGCGUUCCGCCCAUUACCGCGCCCCAUUUGGCACCGACCCCACACUCGGAACACGUGUCGAUCUAUGGAAUACAAGACUGA
Molecule: messenger RNA, 423 nt
Organism: Rhizoctonia solani
Lineage: Eukaryota; Fungi; Basidiomycota; Agaricomycetes; Cantharellales; Ceratobasidiaceae
Product: carbohydrate esterase family 16 protein
Exons: 5
Coding region: 1-423 (140 amino acids)
Source: RefSeq, a predicted model, not a curated record